Messenger RNA from Penicillium malachiteum, 1965 nucleotides. RefSeq lists its product as uncharacterized. NCBI's taxonomy places the organism in Eukaryota, Fungi, Ascomycota, Eurotiomycetes, Eurotiales, Aspergillaceae. Gene Ontology annotation, molecular function: acetoacetate-CoA ligase activity. Gene Ontology annotation, biological process: lipid metabolic process. Gene Ontology annotation, cellular component: cytosol. The coding region runs from base 1 to 1965 and encodes 654 amino acids. The record is from RefSeq and is a predicted model, not a curated record. The transcript has 3 exons.
AUGAACAUCUACCGCGCGCAUAUCAACAAGAAAUUCCAUCAAAACUUACAGUCAUCCCAGGUGCUCCAUCAGUGGUCUGUGAAUAAUUUGCAAGACUUCUGGAUAGAUCUUCAUGACUACACUGGCGUCAUUCCAUCUCUUCCAGCAAACACGACGAUAGCAUUUGAUGCUAAUGAGCCAAUGGAAAAUGUACCUGAAUUUUUCCGUGGUGCCACUGUCAACUAUGCAGAGAACGUGCUUACUGACAGAGAUCCUACCAAAACUGCCCUAGUUGGAGUCCGUGAAGGUCAGAAUUUGGCAGGCGAGGUUUGGACAUGGGCCCGGCUGUGUGAGAAUGUUCGUCAGGCGAGAAGUGCUUUACUACGCAUUGGUGUUGGAGAAGGUGAUCGAGUUGCAGCUAUCAUUUCCACAAGUGUUUGGUCUGUGGGUUUGUUUUUGGCUACUGCUAGUAUCGGUGCCAUCUGGACGAGUAUUGCACCUGACCUAGGUGAAGAGGGCUGUAUAUCAAGACUGCAACAGGUCACACCUAAAGUCCUUUUCGCAGACAGUGAAUCGGCCUAUAAAGGCAAAAUGAAGUCUAAUGUGGCGAAAAUUAACAAUAUUGUUCAGGCGAUGAACUCCAAGCCUGAACUAUUCUUGAUCCCUAUCCUAUCGGAGGUCAAAGAAAAGCUAUUCUUCACUCUUGAUCAAUUUUUGACGAAGUCCCGACCGGAAGACAAGUUGGAAUUCAAGAGACUACCAUUUUCUCAUCCGCUUUAUAUUCUCUAUACGAGUGGGACAACCGGUCAACCAAAAUGCCUCGUUCAUAGUCACAGUGUGAUCUUACAACAUAAGAAGACAUCUGUACUUCACAACUCGCUCACCUCCGAAGAUGUUGUUUUCCAGUUCAGUAGUACCUCGUGGGUGCUAUGGAACAUCAUGAUCGGUCACUUAUCUGUAGGACCAACGCUGAUCUUAUAUGACGGCUCACCACUAUGGCCAACUGCGAAGAUCCUAGCUAAGGUUGCCGAGUACCAUCGAGUAACCUACUGGGGAUGCUCGCCUCGUUAUUUGCAGGAGUUGGAAAUGACCCGGUCCAUUCCAAAGGAGCAGUUCGACCUUUCAGCGCUGAGAAUGGUGCAAACUGGAGGUUCUCAUCUAAGCGCAGAUCAGUAUCACUGGUUCUAUCGCGCCUUUCCACCAAAUGUCCAUCUUACAAGUGUGACUGGUGGGACCGACUUGGUUACAUCUUGGAUUGGUACAGAUCCUGCUGGUCCGCUCUAUCCGGGUGAGAUUCAGCUGCCUAUGCUGGGUCAAGAUAUAGACGUAGCGGAUCCCGUCAGCGGUGAAUCGAUUAAACAUACUGGGCGGAAUGGCGAAUUUGUCUGUCGUCAACCUUUCCCUUCAAUGCCUGUCUUUUUUUGGGGAGAUAAAGAUGGAUCCAAAUACAAGAGUACAUACUUUGACAAGUUUGAGAACUGUUGGGCUCAACAUGACUGGGCAAGCUAUAAUCCUCAGACGAGCGGUUGGCAAAUCCAUGGAAGAAGUGAUGGGGUGUUGAAUCCUCAAGGGAUUCGAUUCGGGUCAUCCGAUAUCUAUUCGAUUACCGAGUCCGCGCCAUUCAACAAGAUGAUUUCAGCGACAUUAUGCAUCGGAAGGCGCAGACCACAUGAUUCCGAUGAGUCCUUCUUUCUCUUUGUGGUUAUGCAACCAAACCACGUAUUCACAAGCCAGCUCGCUCUCGGGAUGAAGGAUGCCAUCCGUAGGGGCCUCAGCAGCAAGCAUGUUCCCCGUUUCGUGAUUGGUGUUAAAGAGGUCCCUAUGACAGUCAAUGGUAAGAAGGUGGAGACUCUGGUAAAGGAAGUUGUAUCCACUGGACAGCUUCCUAAGACUGUCAGCAGCACUGUGGUCAAUCCUGGGUGUUUGGAACAUUUCAAGCAGUACUAUCACUUGGAUUUGUCUAAAGAGAAUAGAGCAAAGAUGUAG